UCCGCGCCCAUGCUAGUAAGUAGCCUCGGAGAUUGGCGACAGCCGGGCUCGACUGUCCCAACUGAGGUCAUUUGCUUCUCCACCCCCGUGUUGCGCAAGGUGCUCCUCCCCGCGCCGUCUGUCUCAGCCGGGCAGUUGGCAGCUGGAAUAACUGAGCGUGGACCGUCCUAAUGCUGCCAUUAUUAUUUGCCAUGGGGAGGGGCAUCGAGUAUCGGUUUGGUGUUUUUUUUCGCAAUGGAUUCGACAGCGCUUUUCUGGCGGUGCCAGUUGUUUACAGGGCGAAGCUCUCCUUUCCGUCCGUCUCUUCUCCCAGUAGUUACGGGCAGGGGCGCUUAGAGCAGUGACAUGGACCAAGACCAGCUUAAUUGCCCGCCGGUUAACCUCAACGAGUUGCCGGACGACUCGCCCCCAGUGCGGGCCGCUGUGGUAGAGCUGAGGUGCAGAGCUGUGGAAGAGAAGCUAGAGGUCCGCCAGUCUGACCUUUCUGACGCCUGCCUGAUCCGCUUUUUGCGGUGUCGAGACUUCGACAGCCACCUGGCCUGGAAGGUUUUCAAAAACUACCACAAAUGGAGAAGGGAAUGCCCAGAAGUAACUGCAAAUCUACAUCCAUCGUCUGUUCUUAGCUUGUUGCAAGCAGGCUACUGUGGAAUUUUGAAAGACAGGGAUCCAAGUGGUUCUAGAGUUGUUAUUUAUAGAAUUGCACAAUGGGACCCUAAUAUAUUUACAGUAUAUGAUCUCUUUCGUGUAAGUAUUAUGCUAUCUGAGCUUAUUAUAAGAGAGCCCGACACCCAACGGAAUGGAGUCAAGGUAAUCUUCGAUCUCCAAGGAUGGAAAUUUGCUCAUGCGUUUCAGAUCACUCCAGCAGUGACCAAGAAAAUAGCAUUUACACUCACAGAUGGUUUCCCAAUAAAAGUUCGAGGAAUCCACGUGGUUAGAGAGCCUCUAAUUUUUUACCAUGUUUUUAAUCUAAUUAAGCAUUUCCUUCCUGAAAAACUCAAAGCACGGAUCCAUCUGCAUGGGAAUAACUUUGCAUAUGGACUCCAGAAACAUUUUCCAGUCAGCCUUCUCCCAGAAGAAUAUAAUGGUGAAGCAGGCACUUUUGAAGAAUUUUCUAAAGAUUUGACUGACUUUUUAAUGGAAUCUACAGACUAUCUUCAAAGUAUUUCUCUUCUUGCAUAACCACUGACAUGAAGUAAACUCUAUCUGGGAUGGAGAAUACUUAUUAACCAGAAUGAGGUACUGAUGAAACUAAUGCUUUAAGUUACAGGAUCCAAAGGUCAUGGAAAAUUUAAAUAGGUGUAGACCCAGAACUCCUAUCCCCAAAAGAAACAGUUAACUCCAUUAAAAAAAAAUUAGAGGUGCUUUUUGAUACUUCCAGUCAUCUGAUCACUUAAAUAUAAAAUUACUUAAGAAUCAAUAUCAGGUGUUAUGAUUUGAGAAUAAGGUUACUUAGAAAAUAAAACAAGAAAGUCUUUUAUAUGAAAGGGAAUUGUUUCCUCCCUAGAAAAUGUUACACAACUUCUAAUUGUACCACCUGCUGAAAUUUGGCCUGCCAAAAUGUAAAUAUAGCUUCUGCUAGAUCAGAACAAACAUUUUCCUAGUAGCUAGCUAGAUGCCACAAAGAAGCUGACAAACAUGGUGAAGUACUAAUAAGCUGUUUCCUGUGUUCAUAUCUUGUGCUCAGUUUUUCCCCUAUUUUUAUGUCUUCUGUGAAAUAAGUAUUUCUUUAUUCAUUUUGGACUGCUUGUGAGUGAUGCUGUAUUCAGACUAUUAAUAUGUGCGUGUUUCCUCUACAGUAAGUCUCUAUGUUCAGUGGAACAUAGCACUCAGCAGUAUAUGUGCCUAUUUAGAAUUAAAUGCUUUAGACUGAGUUACCCAACACAAAUUUCUUUGGUUGAUAUAAAUCAAAAAAUUACCAACCGAAUUUACUAAUAUGUUAUAUCAAAACAAACACUACUGAGAUGUAAUGUGAUAGCCUGGUUCACAUAGGGAUGAUUUACUGGGUUUAUGCUUAGCCACUGAGGUCUAAAAUAUAUAAUAUAUGCUUUGAAACUUUGUGUACAUAUAUCCAUAGCUUUUAAAGGGACUUUCUCUUAGGUGAGCUUAGAUGUUAUUUCAUUAUGCAAAAAAGGGUUAAUAAGCAGCUUUGUAUCAGUUGGUAUAGCAAUUACUCAUUUUUACUACUGAUUUUUUAAAUCUUAGUUUUUGCUCAUGUAAUUGUACUUGACAUAAUUCUCAGGAAUAUAGGUUUGAGAGCUUCAAUUGCUGUAAGAAAAAAAUCAUAGAAAUAAUAUUUAUACUAGAAAGCCACUAAUGUUUCUCUAACAAAGGGCAUACUAUUAUCGCAAUUUGGGCACAAUAUGCAUCUGAAUCAGAUAUGGAGGUAGGAAGUAGAAACAUUCAUUUUACUUUUUCAGACACUAGAAUAGAAUAGAAUUUUUUACUGGCCAAGUGUGGACACACAAGGAAUUUGUCUUGGUGAAUAUGCUCUCGGGAUACAAAAAAGAAAAGAUACGUUCAUCAAGAAUCAUAAGGUACAACACAUAAUGAUAGUCAUAGGGUACAAAUAAACAAUCAAGGAAACAAUAUCAAUAUAAA
Molecule: messenger RNA, 2598 nt
Organism: Ahaetulla prasina
Lineage: Eukaryota; Metazoa; Chordata; Lepidosauria; Squamata; Colubridae
Gene: TTPA
Product: alpha tocopherol transfer protein
Exons: 5
Coding region: 346-1179 (277 amino acids)
Cellular component (GO): membrane
Molecular function (GO): phosphatidylinositol bisphosphate binding
Source: RefSeq, a predicted model, not a curated record